Molecule: messenger RNA, 1103 nt
Organism: Nannospalax galili (Upper Galilee mountains blind mole rat)
Lineage: Eukaryota; Metazoa; Chordata; Mammalia; Rodentia; Spalacidae
Gene: Spata33
Product: spermatogenesis associated 33
Exons: 3
Coding region: 18-500 (160 amino acids)
Cellular component (GO): cytoplasm; nucleus
Source: RefSeq, a predicted model, not a curated record
UGCUCUCGCGAGAUCGGAUGCCGUGGGGCCUGGGGGUGGGGCUUGGACAGCAUCUGGCGGUUGCCGUGGUGAUGAGCGCCUACCACUCUAGCCUUUGUGAGGCCCCCGUCCGGGGGGCAGCGGGAUCACCUAUGGGCCUGUCCAAAAGCAAACCCAGGAAGAGGAAAGGGGAGGAACACAACAAGAGCCCCGCCCAUUCCGUUUCAAAGCCUAAAGAGAAGGUGAUGGAGAAGGAGGCCAAGCCGCCUGACAGGGACGUCCCGAGUCAGCCUGCUGAUAGCCUGCUGAUGGGGGCAGAGACAGCCAAGUACUCUCAGCCUUCUGCUUCCUCGGAAGGUAGGAGACCCCAGGAGGCCUGCCACAUCAAGGCAUCCGGGAUGGGGCAGAGUUCUAAGACCCUAAUGAUACAGGAGAGAAACCUGAUACAAAACAAAAGUCAAGCAAGAAGAAAACUGUCAUUCCGCAGAUCAUCAUCACGCGAGCCUCAAAUGAGAUGCUAGUCAGCUAUGGCCUCCCUGAAAGUGAAGAACAGAGAACCAUUCGGGAACAUGCUGAUUGGGGCCCUUAUUACCGACACAGGAGCCCCAGCACAAUAGCAGCCUAUGGUCUACCCAGCAAAGAAUAAAUGAGAGCUCCCAGUAGCUGUGAUUGUUUACACAGUCUGGCUAUGCUGACAGAAGGGCCACCCCACCUUAUCAGGGAGCUGAAUGUUCUCCUCCAGUCUGUGAGGUCUUGUCUCAAUGUACAUUCGUCUUAUUUUCCUCAGAGCCAAUGGCAGCUUGACAGGGAAGAGAGUGGCUGGUUCAGAAAGUACAUUUCGAGGUCCUAAAGGUUUAACUAGCAUGUCUCUAUUAGAAAUAGCUGACCAUUAAGUGGUGGAGAACAGGCAGUAGUUCACACUGUGAAUGAGGUGGGCACUGAAAAUAUUUUCUACUUGUUUCUAAGGAUGUGUGGUAUAAGCACUUGGAGGUUGGUGAAUGCCAUGCCCUCAAAUUAGUCAAGAGUCUGAGGUAAGGAUUGCUGUGAGUUCAAGGCUGACCUGAGCUACAUAGACCAACCCAAAUUUAUCCUUGCCUCAAAAAAAAAAAAAAAAAAAAAAAAAA